Molecule: messenger RNA, 729 nt
Organism: Gadus morhua (Atlantic cod)
Lineage: Eukaryota; Metazoa; Chordata; Actinopteri; Gadiformes; Gadidae
Gene: bola3
Product: bolA family member 3
Exons: 4
Coding region: 170-484 (104 amino acids)
Cellular component (GO): mitochondrial matrix
Source: RefSeq, a predicted model, not a curated record
UGCCAUGCACGCAUCCGCUUGCGUCAUAUUUAUGAGACAAUGUUUUGUUAUGUGCUGUUACUACCGCCUGAGGGUGACUUAACACGCAGUUAGCUGUUCUCAGGCGAUCCUCUUCUUAGUUUUGAGUAAAAUCAAAUAUUAUACAUACAUAUAUCAUACAACCGCAGCAAUGAUCUGUGUUUCCCGGUUUCUUCGUAUGAAUCAAGGGGGCUUAGCUCUACAUAUACGGAGAUGCCUAUCCUCCCAAACAGACGGAGAGGGUCGCAUUGCUCGGAUACUAAAGGAGAAAUUUCCCUUGGCGUCUUCUCUGAAAGUUGUGGAUAUAUCGGGUGGUUGUGGUGCCAUGUAUGAGGUACACAUAGAGUCCAAUGAGUUUAAAGGGAAAAGGGUCAUUCAACAACACCAGCUAGUCAACCAGGCUCUAAAGGAUGAAAUUGCAGGAAUGCAUGGAUUAAGAAUAUUUACAGACGUCCCUCAACCUUAGAAUCAGCCAUCUUCCCAUCUCCCCCACAAACCCAGUGUAAAUUGAAAUGUACAAUUGUAAUAUGUAUAUUUAUAAUUUAACAACCACUAUGGUGGUAAUUACAAACUAUAAUUAAAUAUUGUAACAUUAUUUGCAAUCUUAAGUAAUCAUUUGUUGUUCUCAUGGUUAUGGUGGUGGUUAUAUUCUAUGUAAAGCUACUGUGGAAUUUUAUAUAAAGUGUAUAAAGGCAUGCACAGGCCCUUAAA